Aegilops tauschii subsp. strangulata is the source of this 1623-nucleotide messenger RNA. NCBI's taxonomy places the organism in Eukaryota, Viridiplantae, Streptophyta, Magnoliopsida, Poales, Poaceae. The record is from RefSeq and is a predicted model, not a curated record.
CAGUCACUCCCUUAUCUGGCCAUUCAUUUGCACGUCUAUGCUUCUGUGAACCAGUCUGCCAUGGCGAUGCCUGCUGCUCUCAGGGCCUUAAGUGUCUUGUAUGUGCUUGCAGUUCUUGCUGGAAAUCAGGUGGAAGGGCGGCACCAUCAGCCUGAUUGUCCUUCUUUCUCGUGUGGUCUUCUUGGAAACAUAUCGUCUCCAUUUCGUCGGGCAAGUGAUCCACCUGGGUGCGGCUAUCGAUCUUACGAGCUGGUUUGCAGUGAUACCAAGGCUACGAUAUGCAUCGGCGGUGCAACUUACUAUGUGUCUGGUAUCAACUACAGUAAUUUUUCCUUCUGGUUUGUUGAUGCCGACUUGGAUUUACACAACAGCUGCCCUCUACCUCGGUGGAAUCCUCCAUACCCACACGACAACAUGGAAGUCGAAUUGGACCCCCUUGUAGAUACUCGGGCUUGCUUUGUAAAAUGCUCUCAGGAAGUAAAGGGCACUGGUACGUACAUGCCUGUUGCUUGCCUAAGCACCAACGAUUCUUUUGUUUACGUGCUAACUGGCCUCAGAUCUACAUACAUGGAGUACCUUCAACCUUCUUGUGGGUACUUGGCCGUGACUCCUCGACCUUGGGACAGUCCGACGCUAGAAAAUGCAAGUUAUGCAGAUGUUGUGAAAUCCAUGAGGACUGGAUUUGCUGUUUAUUUUCCUUUGAGAUAUACUAGGGAGACCAUCAAGGGAUGCCUAAGAGACAUUGUUCGCCCCUUCUAUGAAGUGCCAGUGUCGAGUGAGGGCAUCAAGCGACUUAUUACAUACAGUCUUCUGGCUGAUGGAUUUUCUUGGAUUAUUGUGUAUUUAAUACAGGUGUUCCCGGUUACAUCACUAUAUAAACUUGUUUAUUCAGUGUUAUGCAGGUUCGUGUUGGCACCACUGGCUGUGUUGAUCUUCCUCGCCCACAAGUAUUGGAAAACGAGGAUCACGAUCGAUGCUGUCGAGAAGUUCCUCCGAAAGCAACAAAUGCUAGGUCCAAUGAGGUAUGCCUACACCGACAUCACAGCAAUUACAAGCCAUUUCAGAGAUAAGCUGGGCCAGGGAGGCUACGGCUCUGUCUUCAAGGGUGUGCUAUUGCCAGGCAAUGUUCAUGUCGCUGUCAAGAUGCUAGAGGGCAAUCCUAACUGCAAUGGAGAAGAUUUCAUCAAUGAAGUCUCCAUCAUCGGUAGGAUCCAUCACGUUAAUGUGGUGCGCCUCAUGGGAUUCUGCUCAGAGGAAAUGAGGAGAGCACUAGUUUAUGAGUACAUGCCUCAAGGUUCUCUGGACAAGUACAUCUUCUCAGCCAAGAAGAGUUUCUCUUGGGACAAGCUAGCCGAUAUAGCAGAUCCGGCUUGAUCCAUAUUACGUUUUUACCGCUACUUCCUCGAGAAGGACGACAAGGGUGUCAAUAAGGGCAAGGGCAGUUGUGGAUGAUCUUCUUCAUAGCUAGUAUGUAGGUAGAACAUGCCAAAUUUUGGUAGUCCGAUGGCAUGUUCUGAACUAGUAGCCGGACGAUGUGUGUUGCAUUGUUUACGUACAUUGCAUGACUUCGUAUGGAUUUGAGGUAUAUGCUAAUUGAGAUGUCCGACUGUGAGAAGGAAAAUU